AUGUCCCAAUUCACACACGCAGGUGGGAGAGUGGAUAAUAAUUUAGCUAUUGUCUUCCCGUGGAUUAUACAGGAUGUAUGGUAUGUGAUUGAACUUACCAUUUUGUUGGCAAUUAUGUUCGCCAAAGCGUCUUGGUGUGGGAUCUGUCACGGCAUGAGGAUGAGCGCCGCUCAUUGGUUGGCAGUCCUUCCCGGAGCUAGGAAUCAGGAUGCGCGUUGUCAAGUUGUUGUUUUGCACUUUUUUGGUGCAACUCGCAAGGUACCAAAGUGCAAGAUCGACGACAAAGUAGUCUACUCUCUUUAUAGAGACACGUCUAGCUCCUAA
Molecule: messenger RNA, 324 nt
Organism: Melampsora larici-populina 98AG31
Lineage: Eukaryota; Fungi; Basidiomycota; Pucciniomycetes; Pucciniales; Melampsoraceae
Exons: 4
Coding region: 1-324 (107 amino acids)
Source: RefSeq, a predicted model, not a curated record